This is a messenger RNA of Ceratina calcarata, 3785 nucleotides long. RefSeq lists its product as uncharacterized. The transcript is spliced from 8 exons. Gene Ontology annotation, biological process: lipid catabolic process. Gene Ontology annotation, molecular function: lipase activity. Bases 868 to 3645 code for a protein of 925 amino acids. The record is from RefSeq and is a predicted model, not a curated record. Lineage: Eukaryota; Metazoa; Arthropoda; Insecta; Hymenoptera; Apidae.
CACGAGGUAGCAGCUCUGGUGUUUCUGCAGGUGUAGCAUACGAUCGCUCGAACUCUCUCUUAGUUUCCGCUGGCACUCCAGACUUCUUGGAGAGUGCCGCUCCGCGAGAUUCGAAACCGGACAAUAAUGGAAACGCGAAUCAAGUGACACGGAUCAAUGAUCGAGACGCUCGAAUCGAAUUCCGUCGAUCCCUUCACCAAAUCGGCUGGCUAUUUUUAAAACACUGACAUGAAACGACGCCGUUUUCGUCUGAUCGCGUACGAACCGAUGAUGUGAUUGCAUAUUAAAAAGGUGUCCGGCGAUCGAUGCACCACGCGAACUGUUUUCUUGUUUUACCAGUCGAGUGAGCGAUCGCGAUCGCCUGAGCGUUUAAGUGCCAGUCCCGGUCUUUUAGAAGGAGAAAGCAGAGAAGUUGAAGAGUUCAGUCGGCUGAGAAAACAGCUCACCGACGACCGUAAUAAUUCUCCUUCUCGAAAACGAUCUGUCGCAUCAGGGAUUUAAUCCAAUUCGUUUAAACUAGAACCGCAAUAAUUCAAAGAGGGAAAUUGCUGAAGAAUGAAAAUCAAACCCUGAAAUUCCGACAUCCGUCAAACGAAGAGAAAUCGAUAGAGAGACGUAACGUUGUGUUGCGUCGAGCAAGUCACGACGGCUGCGAUCGAUCGUAUAUUUUUUGAUCCUCUUCAAAUGUUUAAUGAUUUCUCCGUUGUGUCUGUCAGCGAAACGGACGUGAGAAUGAAAACACGCUAAUCGGUUGUCAAAUUUCUUAUCGCGAGCAAACAAGGAACACGUGCUCUCGUUGGAUUUUCAAGCCGGUACGCGGACGAUGGAUUUUUGAGAAACCAACUCUAGCUGGUCCACGAACGUGAGAUGAUUGGCAAACUCCUGUUAAGUUUCUCGAUACUCGGAUGCAUCAGCCUCUAUGGGACGGUGGCGCAAGACUGGCCGACACCUCUCGACGAGUCCGCGGACGAAAAGAACGAUGCCGAAAUUUUUCGAGCGGUCGUCGAGUCGAUGAGGCAUUGGACUUUGCAGAAACGGUUGCAUCAUCGAACUAAGAGAGAGGUAUCGAAGGUCUGUUACGAAGAUGUCGGCUGCUUCGAGGACACGGGACCCUUCAGUUACCUCGAGAUGCUCCCCUCGCCACCCAAAGACGUUGGCACUAGAUUUUUAGUAUACGGAAGCAGGAAAGCAAGAUCGAUUCCAAUGGAAGUACCUGCCGAAGAUAUAAAUGAUAACGCCCACCGUGCCAUAGACCCCGAUCUACCAACUAAAGUGAUCGUUCACGGAUUCGGAUCCAGUUGCGACCAUGUCUGGGUCUACGAGAUGAGAUCUGCCUUGAUGACCGUGCACGAGUGCAAUAUAGUGUGCGUCGAUUGGGGCCCGGGAAGCGCGGUUCCCAACUACGUAAGGGCAGCCGCUAACACUCGCCUGGUCGGUAGACAAUUAGCAAAACUAAUUAGAAGUUUUAACGUACCUCUGGAGAAGGUUCAUCUGAUCGGCUUCAGCCUCGGUGCCCACGUGGCAGGAUUCGCUGGCGCCGAAUUGGGAAACGUUUCCAGGAUUACAGGUUUGGAUCCUGCGGGACCUUUGUUCGAAUCCCAGGACCCGAGAGCUCGCCUCGACAAAACUGAUGCCAAUUUCGUCGAUGUGAUCCACAGCAACGGUGAACAACUGUUGCUCGGUGGCCUCGGCUCCUGGCAGCCGAUGGGCGACGUUGAUUUCUAUCCGAACGGCGGCAGGAUGCAAACUGGCUGUUCGAAUCUGUUCCUCGGUGCCGUGUCCGACAUCAUCUGGUCGAGCGCCGUCGAGGGCAGAUCUUUGUGCAAUCACCGGAGGGCGUACAAACUGUUCACCGAUUCUGUCAGCCCGAAGUGUCGAUUCCCUGCGUUUCCUUGCGAGAACGGAUAUGAUGGACUUAUUCGUGGCGAAUGCUUCCCGUGUGGCAACGGAAUGGGCAGGUCGUGCGGUGAUAUGGGCUAUUACAGCGACGAAUCACCGGCUAGAGGACAAUUGUAUUUGGUGACUAGAGACGAAGAGCCUUUCUGUGCGCACCAGUAUCAAGUAAAGGUGUAUAAUAGUGAAAGCGAGAGGCCCACUAGAACGUAUGGCAAACUGCAAUUAACUUUGGUUGGAGACGGAGGUUUCAAUGAUACGUUCGCAAUGACGAGAAAGGAUGAAGAGCUGCUGGUUGGGAAGAUUCUGCAGAAGAUUGUCGUCCCGCAUCCUGCCAUUUCAAAUUUUGAAGCCAUCGAAAUCAAGUAUACAGCGUACAGCGGCUGGAUCUCUUCAGGCUUGGUAUCUUGGAGCAUCGACAAAAUGGCCAUCGUCGACAGUUUUGGGAAAACCCUUUCCGUAUGCAGAAAAGGCUUGAUGUUAGAAUCUGGGAAGCCCGUCUAUCUCCCUCUAUUCCCUGGCGAAUGCAAUGUUCCCGUGGAAUCAGAGAAUACAACGUCUCCAGUUUUGGGACAAUUGAUGCAGGAGAAGCAAGGUGGCAUCGGUCCGUUCACCAAAGAACAGAACUAUGAAACGAAGGAAACUUUCCCAGUGGAUUUUGCCAACGACAAACCGUCGAAGGGACUGGGGCCGUUCACUAAGGAACAGAAUUUACGAAUAAUCGAGAGGCAAAGCAAUUUUGAUGACUCGAAUCGUCGCAGUACUUCAAACCCGUGGAACAUCAUCGACUUAUCUAAAGACGGAGACUCGAAUUCGUUGGAAAACUCUGACGCUGAGAGAGGCAGAGGAUUUUCCGGGCCGAAUUUCUUCGCAAAAACUGCUUCACCGAAUCCCGCAGUGGAAUCGACGACGGAAUUCCUUCCGGAAAUACGGGAACCCGUGUUGCAAAUCGAUAAAAAGGAAACGGGAAGGUCGUUGAAGUUUCCCGAGAUCACGGAACCGAUUUUGAGGCCUCGUUCGGCGAGACAGAACAGAAACGAAGUGAGAAGCGAGAAGCAGAAGGACGAAAUACAGGAGACUGCCUCGACGAGCGGAGUGUUCACUGUGCAGUUUCUACCAGAAAGACUGGCUGGAAUCUUGGCGCAGGCCGAGAGGUACGCGAGGCAGACUCUCCUUCCUCUGAUCUCGCAAUACACGCCCAGUUUCGUCACUGGAUCAAGGAAAGAGUUCAAUCUAUCCAGAUCUCUGAGUUGGGAACCAGAAAAGGACUGGUCCACGACUACGGAGAGUACAUUCAAGACAGAAGCAGGUGACUGGGUACCCAUUACCGUAAAGAGCGAAAUUCAAAUGCUAGAGGCAUCGGACAACUCCUCCAACGACAGUACUCUGUCUCACACUGUUACGGACAAGCAAACUGAUAUCGCGCAAUUAGAAAUCGUGACGUCGGUGGAUUUCAAUAAUAAUUCGGAUGAGAUUAUCACGACGGGCAAAGAGGAGAGAAAGUAUAUACCUCUGAUCGAUCCGGAAGGGCAGGAACCGUCGUCGACGAGCUCAAAUGACGUGCCCGAAACGUCGAGCUCAUCGACUCAAUCUCACAUACAGAAAAUCCCGAGGCCAGAGAGUUCCUCGAGGAGCAGCAUGAUGUUUCCUUACGCGUACGAGAAGAAGAAGGACCCUAGGACUAGGUACAUACCUUUGAUACCCGAAGAAGACCUGGCCCGACCUCGCUUCUCCGUCGAGAGGGAACGUUGAAUUGUUUUCUGUUCUCCACGAGAAUCCGAGAAACGAUUGUUGAGUUUUCCUGUUUUAUUUUGACAAGUUUACGGUUUCCUUUGUUGAUCCUACGUAAACGAAGUUGUUGUUUCGUGUACACGAGUCGGUAUGCGCGCGUC